Haliotis rufescens (red abalone) is the source of this 4344-nucleotide messenger RNA. RefSeq names its product monocarboxylate transporter 13-like. Bases 341 to 1600 code for a protein of 419 amino acids. The record is from RefSeq and is a predicted model, not a curated record. Gene Ontology annotation, molecular function: monocarboxylic acid transmembrane transporter activity. Gene Ontology annotation, biological process: transmembrane transport; monocarboxylic acid transport. The transcript has 6 exons. Lineage: Eukaryota; Metazoa; Mollusca; Gastropoda; Lepetellida; Haliotidae.
CUCCGCUGUGGCCAUGGUCGAGCGACUCUUGUGUACGACACAUGCCGUAACUCCCAGAUUUCCUGGUCAACACACAUAACUGAAUCUCAGUGUGUCUAUUUAUCAACGUCCUGUUCCAAGCCUCACUCUGCUAUACAACCGCCAAGUUGUAGUCACACCCCAUUUAACAGAGUCUCUCAGUCACCUGACUCGCUUGACUGAAAUCGAAAUGUAGCGAGCCCAGACUAGAUAUUUCUGGUUUCAGCUGGUUUGGUUCUCAGUAACCCAAGAAGCCUUCCACACGCAACAAUAAUCCCUUCAUCGCCAGAGCGGACGUGCGGACCGAGCUGACAGACAGGCCAUGACGUACUCUUCCGACAUUGACCGAGGAUGGGCGUGGCUAGUGGUUGCUUCCUCCUUCCUCACCCACACGUUGACGUAUGGUGUUGCGUGGUCAACAGGGGUCUACAACACCAUCUUCAUCGACGCCUUCGGUGACAGCAAGACUGUGACUGCGUGGGCGGGAUCGUUGACGACAGCCUCGAUGUAUGCCGCAGGUCCUCUUGCUAGCGUUCUCACCAACAAGUUCGGGUGUCGCCCGAUCGUGAUAGCGGGCGGGGCCCUAAGCGGAGCAGGCCUCAUGCUGAGCUACUUUGCUCCCAACAUCUACUGCCUCUACUUUUCGUUCGGAAUCAUGACUGGUAUGGGGUUUGGGAUCUCGUUCAUUCCCGCCAUCACGGCAGUGGCUCAGUGCUUCGAGAAAUACAGAGGCAUCGCUACUGGAAUAACAGUGUCCGGAGUUGGUGUAGGCACGUUCAUCUUUCCGCCAAUCAUUACGCUUCUAAGCCACGCGUUCGGCUGGCGGAGUUCUCUUCUUCUUCUGGGCGCCAUGUGCCUGAAUAUAUGUGUGUGUGGAGCUGUCUUGCGACCCGUGAAGCGUGUGGAGCUUAGACAAGAAAAAACGAAAGUGUUUGACGUCACGGCUUUCCGAAAAUCCGCGUAUCUGCUUUUAGUAUGUAACAACGUUCUCGUCUGCUUUGGACUCUCAAUCGUAUAUCUUCAUCUCAUGGCGUUUGCAGAGGUCAGUGGACGCACAGAAAGCCAGAGUUCAAUGCUGAUGUCAUCUAUUGGUGUCGCCAAUUUGAUUGGACGCUUUGCUCUUGGUUCGUUUGGUAACCAUCCGCGAGUGAAUGUGGUGAUGGUGUAUUCAGUGUGCUUCAUCCUCAGUGGGAUGACGUCAUGUUUCUAUCCGGUGCUAAGCAACAGUUACAUUGCCAUGGUGACACUGUCUUCGCUGUUUGGCUUCUUCACUGCCUGUUUUGGAGCCCUUCUUCCCGCGCUUCUGGUCCAGAUUCUUGGGAUCCACAGAUUUGCAAAUGGCUAUGGCUUUUUGAUGAUCUUCAUGGCCCUAGGACAGAUGAUUGGCGGGCCAUUUGCUGGGCUCCUCUACGAUAUAACCGGCUCCUACGAUACCUCAUUCUACGUGGGAGGAUCUGUCAUAAUACUAGGAGGGGUUCUCCCCCUUUUCAAAGCCUGCCGCAAGAUGGCGGGAGACGAAAUGUUAGAUGUGGAAGUUUCUGUGAUUGAAGAGGAGAAACAGCCACUUCCGGCAGCAUCAUGACUUGAUGUUGCUAGGCAACAGACUAAUUUGUACCCAUGACUUGAUGUUGCUAGGCAACAGAUUAAUUUUCACCCAUAUAUGGGUAUGUGAUCAGCAUAAUCAUGUGAUAUUUGAAUUAGAGAUGACAAAGAACUGAGAUGGGAUGCAUCCCGGCAAUACUGAUGUAACAUAUCAAGCGUGUUAGGAAGAGUGCGUCAAAGAAUUGUUUCUUCGGCAAAUUAUUCCCAAACGUAAGGGGGUAGGACUCUUUUUAAAGUUUUGUGUCCCCUCCAAGAUCACCAACAAGCACAACUGGGCCAUCUUCCCGAGGCAAGGGAGUUAACUGACUAGGACAGUCCAGUUUCCACCCUUGCCCAACUAGGCUGGAAUAAAGAGUUAUCUUUUGGCAGGACUAACGAGUCUAUGCAUUGUCCAAUCAAACCCGCGGAACGAAAUCGACAACCGUGCAAAACCGAUUUCGUUUGAUUGCAGGAUUUGCAAAGCAUGCAAAGCUUUGUUUGUUGUUAAAUGCCGCACUCAGCAAUAUUCCAGCUAUAUGACGGCGACGCAAAUGCACGUGAUAUGAGAGUUGGAAUCUGAUUGGUCAAUAGGAGGGAAAUAGAAGGGACAUAACUCGUAAUAGCCACUGGUGGCGCUACAAUCGAGCCCAGAAAUUCCAGUCCAGUUCGGCAAGGCUGGAAACUGGACCUCUACAGUCAGUUAAUUCCCCUGCCUAGGGAAGAUGCAACUGGGCACACGUUGAACCCUUAUACAAUAUCAAGUGUCAAUCAUAUAGUAUGGAUAAUACUGUAUGCUUCAUAUCACUGGGGAAAUUUGAAAUGAAAUUGUAUGACAGGUAAUGAAAAAAUAUCAAAUAUUAACUCUUUGUCUUGUCGUAAUGUAACUACACUCUCUCAAAAAAGAAACGCAACCCCUAUAUUUUCAAGAUGUAUAUCAGUACGGAUCUGGCUUUUAAGACAAUGCGUACACCGUGUGUCCGGUAUUUAUUUUAUUCCAAAACAAAUGAAUUUUCUAUAUCAUAUUUAGUGAUAACGGUAAAUAUGACAAAGACUUGUAUUUCAUAUAUUCUGAGAAAUAUGUCGACAGAACGGGAAAACGCUGAGAAAACAAUUCAACAUGAGCAUUUAUGCAAUUAGAGCGUCAAGAUGACACUGUGUGGAGUACGUCUUGUUUGCACUGGUACAGUGAACCAGUUGUUCACGUUGUAACAUUUGUAACACAGGGCGUACCUAUACAAUUGAUAUAUGGAAUUCGAGGUAGGCGAGGUGGUGAAGGCGGAAUCUGUACUAUGGCCUUAUUAUCACACUCCGCUUGUGUCGAACUCCAUAUAAGUGUGAUGACGGUUUUAUUGGUAUUCUUGAAGUUGGUGAGUGAAUAAGAAAGUUUAUGGGUAACAACUUCUGUUCAUUGAAUUUAGCUACACGCCAUAAACCAGAAGUUGUUAUCCCUACACGUGUGGUAGUUUCUCUGUUGUAAAUUGUCUCGGGUAACCACGCUUGUAUACAACUCUAUGCACUGUUUUUCAUUACAAACAAAAAUCGUUCUUAUACAAGUGUUUUUGUGCAACGUCUGUUUUGUUUGGUAUACGAUUUUAUAGAACCGUAUAAAUUGUACAGAAGAUUGCAUGUGAGGUUAUCGUCAUCGGAAGCAUCUGCCGUCAAAAUCAUCAUCAUCAUUAUCAUCAUCAUCAUCAUCAUCAUUGCUGCAUUGAUCUCUUCAUCCGAAUGAUAAUACUCAAUACCAUUAUCGUCGUCAAUACAUUCAUGGUCAUCAUCGGGUAACAGGUUGGCUCAGUUGUCUAAAGUGCUGCAAUUCUCUUUGCAUAAAUUGCGUCCCUUUGGCGUACCAGGAGCCUAGGAUCAUGGGUUCGAAUCCCUUAUUCGCUCGGAUUAUGUUUCUAGAUUCGUCAGCACCUUUUUCCUCGUGGGUUUCAUCAAGGUGGUAAACGUCUGAGACCUGCAUCACUUUGGGCUUUCCUCCCACGUGAAAAUGACGCGCCGUGAUGUAACACAAAUGUUGUUCAACGCGAACACUGUCAUCAUCAUCAUCAUCAUCAUAAUCGGUAUUUCCGACAUGGGCAUAAUCUUGUCCAUGUCGCCGCGUAGUUAUACACCAAAAUGAAAUACAUGUGUGUAACACCUCUUUAAUCCGGACCCCGUUAAAACGGAUAUCACGCCACCGGUGCAGUUAUUUGAUUGCAUGAUUGUGGGUUCGAAUCCGAGUUUCGCCCUCAUCAUUGGUGUGGCUGCACCAUACCAGUGCUCGUGGGUUUCACCGAAGUGGUAAACGUCUUAGACCUGUGUCACUUCGCUCUCACCCAACUGUCACACUUACCGUUAUAUACGUCGGGGAGAAAGCGGAAAGGGCACAGAAAUCCCUUCCAAAAUUCAUUAAACUGGACGAUUUCACUACGGUAACGUUCGGAAAAACCUGUGGCAACAGCGGAUCAUGGAACGGCUAAGGGACGUAAUUCUGUAUAGCGAGAUACGAGGCCCCAGACCCACAAAGUCGGCGCAGGUAUAAGUUUAUUUGCUCUUGGUAUCAUUUUCUCAUAUGGUAAUAAAAACUGUCUGUACAUAUACGUAACAUUUCACAUACAUUUUUACUGCUAAAAGCAGUUCAUUCUGUGAUAAAGCUACGUCAACAUUAUAAACAACAUUCAUAUUUCUGAUAUUUUUAUACGAACUUGGCAAAAUGGCAAUGUUAUCAAUGUAUCAACGAUAAUAAUAAACUAUCAUGUUUCA